This is a messenger RNA of Cicer arietinum (chickpea), 2343 nucleotides long. Its product is annotated as tetrahydroberberine oxidase-like. NCBI's taxonomy places the organism in Eukaryota, Viridiplantae, Streptophyta, Magnoliopsida, Fabales, Fabaceae. Gene Ontology annotation, molecular function: oxidoreductase activity; FAD binding. The record is from RefSeq and is a predicted model, not a curated record.
UAAUUUCGUUGGAUAACCAAUUCACUUGGAUAACCAAUGACGUUUCCCCUUAACCCAAGUCCAUCAAUCAUAGAACCUAGUUCUUUAUAAAUAUAAGCAAUAAAUAUAAGCAGAUCUAGCUUAUUGUUUCUGUUUAUUUUCUUAUCAUGUGCAGUUAUUAAAUAUUUAGUGCCGCCGGCUCAAUGAUUUCAAGAUUUGUCUUGGUUCAAAGAUCAAGAUCUAAUAUAGCUUAAACUUUUUAAGUGCAAUGAGUUAAAAAAAACCAUUACAUUUUACAAAUCUCAAUCAUGUUACUGACCAACUUUUGGAUCUUAAAUAAAAUACUUGUUAUUUUUCAACUUGCAACCUCUCAUACACACAACACCAUAAUUGACAAAUAUGCUUCAAAUAAGCUCAUAUUUUACUGUUGUUGCAAUUGCUUUGUUAUUUUCAUCUACAUCUUAUGAUGCAGCUGGUAAUCAUGAAAACUUUGUCCAAUGUCUUGAAAGUUAUUUUAAUCAUAACUCCACUUCAAUCUCUAAGGUUGUGUACACCCAAACACACUCCUCAUACUCAUCUAUACUACAGUAUUCCAUUCAAAACCUUAGAUUCACAUCCAACACUACUGCAAAACCCCUUGUCAUUGUGACACCUCUUGCAGUUCCAGAAAUUCAAGCCACUGCAAUCUGUUCUCAACGCCAUGACAUGCAUAUUCGAAUUAGAAGUGGUGGCCAUGACUAUGAGGGUCUGUCCUAUGUUUCAGAAGUUCCAUUUGUUGUCAUUGAUCUCAUAAACCUUCGAGAAAUCAAAGUCGACGUAGAAAAUAACACUGCAUGGGUUCAAGGAGGAGCAACUGCUGGCGAACUUUUGUACAAAAUUAACCAGCAUAGUAGAACUCACAGCUUCCCGACCGGUGUCUGCCCGACCGUCGGUGUUAGUGGACUCAUCAGUGGCGGUGGCUAUGGAUUCUUGAUGCGUAAAUACGGUCUUGCAGCUGAUAAUAUAAUUGAUGCUCACAUAAUUGAUGUGAAUGGUAAGAUUCUUGACAGAGAAUCAAUGGGUGGGGAUCUGUUUUGGGCUAUUAGAGGAGGUGGAGGAUCAAGCUUUGGAGUUAUCAUAGCAUGGAAGAUAAAACUAGUUCAUGUUCCAUCAACUGUAACAUUGUUCAGAGUUCAUAGAACACUGGAACAAAAUGCAACAAAGCUUAUUCACAAGUGGCAGUUAGUGGCAAAUAAGCUUGAUGAGGACCUAAACAUUAGGAUCAUCUUGGAGAGGAUGAAUUCAAGUACUCAAACAAAGAAGCUCACAAUAAAAGUCACAUUUGAAUCCUUGUUUCUUGGAGAUGUAGAUAGUCUUAUUCCUUUGAUGGAAGAAAAGUUUCACGAGUUGGGUUUGGUUAGAGAAGAUUGUUUUGAGAUGAGUUGGAUUGAAUCAAUACUCUAUCUUGCUGGAUUUACAAGUGAUCAACCUCUUGAAGUUCUGUUGAAUAGAACUCAUGAUAAUGUGUUGUUUUUCAAGGCAAAAUCUGAUUAUGUUAGAGAUCCAAUUCCUGAUUUCGGGUUAGAAGAUUUAUGGCCAUUGUUUUAUGAAGACGAGGCAAAAGCCGCAGUGUUGAUACUAACUCCUUAUGGAGGCAGAAUGGAUGAGAUUUCUGAGUCUGAAAUUCCAUUCCCACAUAGAGCUGGAAACAUUUACAAAAUUCAAUACUUGGUUUUUUGGCAAGAGGAAGGUGACGAGGUAGAAAAAAGGCAUGUAAAAUGGGUUAGAAAAGUUUAUAGUUAUAUGGAACCUUUUGUUUCGAAGUCUCCAAGAGCUGCUUAUGUGAAUUAUAGAGACUUUGAUAUUGGAGUGAAUAACAAAGGCUAUACAAGCUAUAAGCAAGCUAGCAUUUGGGGUCUAAAGUAUUUCAAGAAUAAUUUCAACAAAUUGGCAAUGGUUAAGACCAAUGUAGAUCCUUUAAACUUCUUCAGAAAUGAACAAAGCAUACCUUCUCUAUUGAGUUUUGAUAACAUAACUAAGCAUACCUUGUCUUGCGUAGAAGGGAUGGAACUAGAAUUUCCUGGAGCAGGACAUGUCAUAAUGAAAUAAGUUUAUUUGAAUUCUACCAAUAAGGCAAUAUAUUCUUAACAGAAGUCCUCAGAAUAUAUUUAAAAAUCAGUAUAUAACCAUGAUUUACUAAUAGUUAUAGUACUCUGCCCUACUUAUAUUAGAGAGUAAAUUAAUACUUUGUUUGCAUAGAUAGGUAUUAUAUCGAUUCAGUUUUGUCUGUACAUAUUUCCUAAUAUGGAAAAUGACUCCCACCUGAUAAAACGAUUUUGUUGUAACAAAUUAUGGAAAAUGCAUAACAUUGAACUAUUGCAUGCA